CUUAGGGAUCCUCACGCGGUUCCAUGGUUCCGGGCCCGGCAGCAGCGCAGCCAUCUUGGGAGGCAGGAGAGGGACUGGGCGAGACCCAGUGGAGCGACCGAAGGAGGGGCGAUGAGCCGACGUCAGGGGAAGGCUAUGGUGAUGGUAGAAGAUACCGCCAUUGAAAUCGGCUCCAUGAUUUCAGUGAAAACGAUGGGAUCCCAGAAUGACAACGGCCAAGUGGCAACAAUUAACUACAAGAGACAGGAGACAAGUAUGCUGCUGCAAUCACCUGGGCCAGCUUCCUCACCAGACACGAUCCUUGACUUUGAAUGGAUGGUGGUGAGAAUGAGCAGAUUGCUGUCAUCCUUUCACAGAUAACAACUACCCACUACCUACCGUAUUCCAGAAGUUGUGCAAUGAUGUUUAAGGCCCAGGACCCGGCUUCAAGAGUUUCACAUCAAGUAUCAGGCUAAGCACUGGAGGUACAAAGAUGAGGCAGGGAUCGCCUUUGUGCUUGAAGAUAUUCCAGUCAAGAGGAGAAGUCAGAUGGACCCACAGUUACCACUACACUGCUCAUGACAGAUGCUGUAAUAAAGGCCCAGAACAAGCUUCCUGCAACCCAUGACCCAUGAAGUCUUGUCAACAUUCACACUGUCUGAGGGUAUCAGCAAUGAAGUAGAAGAAGCAGAGUGUAGCAGGGGAUUGCAGUACCUCUUUGAGUGACUCCUUUGGCUUAUGGGACGUUGACACACCAUGCCGCGUGGGAUGAUGAAAACGCAGAGAGGAAAGAGGCCCGAGGUCACGCUUGCUUGCCUCCUCUUAGCCAUGGCGGGCUGCUUCGCGAACCUGAACGAGGUCCCUCAGGUCACUGUCCAGCCUUCUUCCACCGUCCAGAAGCUCGGAGGAACCGUGAUCCUGGGCUGCGUGGUGGAGCCCCCCUGGAUGAACACCACCUGGCGCCUGAACGGGAAGGAGCUGAAUGGCUCGGAUGAUGCCCGGGGCGUCCUCAUCACCCGCGGGACCCUCGUCAUCACUGCCCUCAGCAACCACACUGUGGGACGGUACCAGUGUGUGGCCCGGAUGCCUGCAGGGGCUGUGGCCAGCGUGCCAGCCACCGUGACACUAGCUAAUCUCCAGGACUUCAAGUUAGACGUGCAGCACGUGAUUGAAGUGGAUGAGGGGAACACGGCGGUCAUCGCCUGUCACCUUCCUGAGAGCCACCCAAAAGCCCAGGUCCGAUACAGCGUCAAACACGAGUGGCUGGAGGCCUCCAGAGAUAACUACCUGAUCAUGCCAUCGGGGAACCUCCAGAUUGUGAAUGCCAGCCAGGAGGACGAGGGGAUGUACAAGUGCGCUGCCUACAACCCAGUGACGCAGGAAGUGAAAACCUCGGGCUCCAGUGACAGGCUGCGCGUGCGCCGCUCCACUGCCGAGGCUGCCCGCAUCAUCUACCCACCAGAGGCCCAGACCAUCAUUGUCACCAAAGGCCAGAGUCUCAUCCUGGAGUGUGUGGCCAGUGGGAUCCCACCCCCGAGGGUCACCUGGGCCAAGGACGGGUCCAGUGUCGCCAGCUACAACAAGACACGUUUCCUGCUGAGCAACCUUCUCAUUGACACCACCAGUGAGGAGGACUCCGGGACCUACCGCUGCAUGGCUGACAACGGGGUUGGGGAUCCCGGGGCCGCGGUCAUCCUCUACAACGUCCAGGUGUUCGAACCCCCCGAGGUCACCAUGGAGCUGUCCCAGCUGGUCAUCCCUUGGGGCCAGAGCGCCAAGCUCACCUGUGAGGUGCGAGGGAACCCCCCGCCCUCCGUGCUGUGGCUAAGGAACGCCGUGCCCCUCACCUCCAGCCAGCGCCUCCGACUGUCCCGUAGGGCCCUGCGGGUGGUCAGUGUAGGGCCCGAGGAUGAAGGCGUCUACCAGUGCAUGGCCGAGAAUGAAGUCGGGAGCGCCCACGCUGUGGUCCAGCUGAGGACCGCCAGGCCGGGCACCACCCUGAGGCCAUGGCGGGAUGCUAAGCCGGCCACUGCCACACCUCCUGUGCCGCCCCCCGGACCCGGAAGCCCUGCCCAGAUGCCGAAGGGCCAGCCGGGGCCCCUGAGGCCGCCGGCGUCGGCGCAGCCAGCCCCCUUGCCGUGCCUGGGAGAGCAGGGGCAGGCGGCUCCCGCCGAGGCGCCCGUCAUCCUCAGCUCACCCCGCACCUCCAAGACUGACUCGUACGAGCUGGUGUGGCGGCCUCGGCACGAGGGCAGCGGCUGGGCACCGAUCCUCUACUAUGUGGUGAAACACCGCAAGCAGGUCACAAACUCCUCUGACGACUGGACCAUCUCUGGCAUUCCAGCCAGCCAGCACCGCCUGACCCUCACCAGACUCGACCCUGGGAGCUUGUAUGAAGUGGAGAUGGCAGCCUACACCUGUGCAGGCGAAGGCCAGACGGCCAUGGUCACCUUCCGAACUGGACGGCGGCCCAAACCUGAAAUCAUGGCCAGCAAGGAGCAGCAGAUCCAGAGAGAUGACCCCGGAGCCAGCCCCCAGAGCAGCAGCCAGCCAGACCACGGCCGCCUGUCCCCCCCAGAAGCUCCAGACAGGCCCACUAUCUCCAUGGCCUCUGAGACCUCAGUGUAUGUGACCUGGAUUCCGCGUGGGAACGGCGGCUUCCCCAUCCAGUCCUUCCGAGUGGAGUACAAGAAGCUGAAGAAAGUGGGGGACUGGAUUCUGGCCACCAGCGCCAUCCCUCCCUCCCGGCUCUCGGUGGAGAUCACAGGCCUAGAGAAAGGCACCUCCUACAAGUUCCGAGUCCGGGCUCUGAACAUGCUGGGGGAGAGCGAACCCAGCGCCCCCUCCCGGCCCUACGCUGUGUCAGGCUACAGCGGCCGCGUGUACGAGAGGCCCGUGGCAGGCCCUUACAUCACCUUCACCGAUGCUGUCAACGAGACCACCAUCAUGCUCAAGUGGAUGUAUAUUCCAGCAAGUAACAACAACACCCCAAUCCAUGGCUUUUAUAUCUAUUACCGACCCACGGACAGUGACAAUGAUAGUGACUACAAGAAGGAUAUGGUGGAAGGGGAUAGAUACUGGCACUCCAUCAGCCACCUGCAGCCAGAGACCUCCUAUGACAUUAAGAUGCAGUGCUUCAACGAAGGAGGGGAGAGUGAGUUCAGCAACGUGAUGAUCUGUGAAACCAAAGCCCGGAAGUCUUCUGGUCAGCCUGGUCGACUCCCACCCCCAACUCUGGCCCCGCCUCAGCUACCACCCCAUGAAACCAUAGAACGGCCGGUGGGCACAGGGGCCAUGGUGGCCCGCUCCAGUGACCUGCCCUACCUGAUUGUCGGGGUCGUCCUGGGCUCCAUCGUCCUCAUCAUCGUUGCCUUCAUCCCCUUCUGCUUGUGGAGGGCCUGGUCUAAGCAAAAACAUACGACAGACCUGGGUUUUCCUCGAAGUGCCCUUCUGCCCUCCUCCUGCCAAUACACUAUGGUACCACUGGGAGGGCUCCCAGGCCACCGGGCCAAUGGGCAGCCCUACCUCAGUGGCACCAGCGGACGGGCCUGUACCAACGGGGUACACGUGAACAGGGCCUGCCCUGCAGCUGCCAUGGGCUACCCAGGCAUGAAGCCUCAGCAGCGCCGCCCAGGGGAGCUUCAGCAGCAGGAUGACACCAACAGCACGCUGAGGCAGACCGUUCUUGGCAGUGGAUGUGACCCCCCCAGUCACCAGAUCCCCAGGGCUCCCAGGUCUAACCCGGACGAGGGCUCGCUCUUAUACACACUGCCCGAUGACUCAGCUCACCAGCUGCUCCAGCCUCGGCAGGCCUGCCACCGCCUCCAGGAGCGGCCAGCAGCCACGGGCCAGCCCGGCAUGAGGCGUGUACCCCAGGGUCCUGGGCUGGAAGCCAUGUGGGACCCUCUCUUCCACCCAGGGCCCCGGUGCUGCUUGGGCCUCGUACCGGUUGAAGAGGUGGCCAGUCCUGACUCCUGCCCUGCGGGGAGAGGAGACUGGUGUCCCCAGCACCCCGUGGGGACCUACGUAGGGCAGGAACUUGGGAUGCGGCUCUCCCCCAGCCCACCGGUUCACGUGUCUUUUGAAACACCACCUCCUACAAUUUAGGCAGAAGCUGAUAUCCCAGAAAGACACUAUAUAUCGUUGUUUGUUUCUUUAAAAAAGAGAGGAAAUUGGUAUUUAUUUUUAUAUAAUAGCUAUAUUUAUAUAUUUAUGCACUUGUAAAUAAAUGUAUAUGUUUUUAUAAUUCUGGAGAGACAUAGGGAAUCCUCCCCUCUGAGGUCUGAGGUGGGAAGCAAAGAAGCCGCAACGGAACAGGAGUCAACGGGGAAAGAGCAGCACAGACUGAGGAGGCAGCCCGUCCUGUAGACCCUCCGCCGCUGCCUGGGCCCCUGCAGAAGGCCCACAGAGAAGCCCGUGGAAGGAGGACUCCUAGGCACACUGUCCACAGUGACUGCAAGGGAAGGGCCAGGGCCAUGCGAUCAGAGGCUGCAGCCACCCGUGACAGUGGCUGGCUCUGGUGCUACAGGAAACGUUUUCCCAAGAUGCCCGUGAGACUAGACUAAGAUGUGUAUAGUACUAUAAGCAUUAACAAACCUUCCAGAAUCAAUAAUCUGUGGCAACAUAUCUCUGUAAAAAUAAACACUGUGAUGUCUAAAUAAAUGUUUAGUCUUCCCUGUAACCUAC
Messenger RNA from Balaenoptera acutorostrata (minke whale), 4665 nucleotides. RefSeq names its product BOC cell adhesion associated, oncogene regulated (gene BOC). Bases 736 to 4086 code for a protein of 1116 amino acids. Gene Ontology annotation, cellular component: plasma membrane; axon. Gene Ontology annotation, biological process: nervous system development; axon guidance; cell-cell adhesion. The record is from RefSeq and is a predicted model, not a curated record. Lineage: Eukaryota; Metazoa; Chordata; Mammalia; Artiodactyla; Balaenopteridae. The transcript is spliced from 24 exons. Gene Ontology annotation, molecular function: protein binding.